Suncus etruscus (white-toothed pygmy shrew) is the source of this 1204-nucleotide messenger RNA. It is a transcript of the gene RSAD2, whose product is annotated as radical S-adenosyl methionine domain containing 2. The record is from RefSeq and is a predicted model, not a curated record. Gene Ontology annotation, cellular component: lipid droplet; endoplasmic reticulum; endoplasmic reticulum membrane. Lineage: Eukaryota; Metazoa; Chordata; Mammalia; Eulipotyphla; Soricidae. Bases 1 to 1083 code for a protein of 360 amino acids. Gene Ontology annotation, biological process: defense response to virus; positive regulation of immune response. Gene Ontology annotation, molecular function: catalytic activity; 4 iron, 4 sulfur cluster binding. The transcript is spliced from 6 exons.
AUGUUGGUGCUCAUGCCUGUAGUCCUUGCUGGGAAGCUGCUGGGAGUUCUGGAACAGCUAAUGAGCUUCGUGUGGAGCAGCCUGAUUUCUCUUUGCUUCCAGCUCAGAGCCACCCUUUGGCUGAUAGGGACCAAGAGUAGAAAACAACAGUUGAGAAGGAGAAAAGAAGACACUGGAGAGGAAGAAUGCUCACUUGCUGAGCCCAUCACUCCCACCAGCGUCAAUUAUCACUUCACCCGCCAAUGCAACUAUAAAUGUGGAUUCUGCUUCCACACAGCCAAAACAUCCUUUGUGCUGCCCCUGGAGGAGGCCAAGAGAGGGCUGACGCUGCUCAAAGAAGCAGGUAUGGAAAAGAUUAACUUUUCUGGUGGAGAGCCAUUUAUUCAUGAUCGAGGGGAAUAUCUGGGUAAACUGGUGAAAUUCUGCAAAGAGGAGCUUCAAUUGCCCAGUGUGAGCAUCGUAAGCAAUGGGAGCCUGAUCCGGGAAAAGUGGUUCAAGGACUACGGUGAAUAUUUGGAUAUUCUUGCCAUCUCCUGUGACAGCUUUGAUGAGCAAGUCAAUAUCCUGAUUGGCCGUGCUCAAGGAAAGAAGAACCACGUGGAAAAACUUCAAAAACUGAGAAAGUGGUGUAGGGAUUAUAAAGUGGCUUUCAAAAUUAAUUCUGUCAUUAACCGCUUUAAUGUGGAUGAGGAUAUGAAUGAACACAUCAAAGUCCUGAACCCUGUACGCUGGAAAGUCUUCCAGUGCCUCAUCAUUGAAGGGGAGAACUCUGGUGCAGAUGCUCUGCGGGAAGUAGAAAGAUUCCUCAUCAGCGAUGAUGAAUUUAAAGACUUCCUAGAGCGCCACAAAGACUUAUCCUGUUUGGUGCCCGAAUCUAACCAGAAGAUGAAAGAUUCCUACCUUAUUCUAGAUGAAUAUAUGCGCUUUCUCAACUGUCAAAAUGGACGGAAGGAUCCUUCUAAAUCUAUCCUGGAUGUUGGAGUAGAAGAAGCUAUAAAAUUUAGUGGCUUUGAUGAAAAGAUGUUUCUGAAACGAGGAGGGAAAUAUGUAUGGAGCAAGGCAGACCUGAAGCUGGAUUGGUGAUGCUGAAAGUGGAACACACCUUUAAUACACCCUGGUGCUGACCUACUCAAAGGGUGGCACCUCUGUCAACCAUGAUUCCUGUUGUCAUUUCUCUGGAAAGCAAAACCUGAUGUUUCUAUGA